UUGCACUGCUGGUAUCUGGACUCGUCUCGACUUACGAGUGUCAGGGGUAAUAAUUCAAGGCGCUCGGGCCGAGCGAGUGCUCGUUUUCGGGGCUUUCGCGGCAACAGCUGCGAAACGAGUCGAUUGUCAAAGCCGGGUCGGACCAAGCUAAGCGGCUGAGGCUUGCCGCGAUCGAAUCCGUCCUAUCGAUAGCAUUGGACCGAGCCAAGCGGCUGACAUGCAGUCCUCCGGAACCCACCUCCUCUCGUCCGCCGCGCGUUCCCCCGCGCUCUCCACGCUUUGCGGCAGAAUGCGCUGCAUAUGCUGCGCGCCGAGCGCGCUCCCCGCCGCCCCGUGCCUCUCCACUUCCCUCUCCGCCGCCCCCUCCGCUCCCGCGGCCUCGCGCGCGCGGAAAGGCACGCGCGCAUCCGCACAGAGCCUGCGGUCCGCGUUUCUCCCCCCCACCCUGGGAUUCCCCCGCAGCAGCAGCAGCCGGCAUUGGGGCCUCGGUGCAACCGCCCCCGCUACAAUCACCCUCCCUACAGUCCCCGCGGGCGCUACGGUGUUGGGCGGGGCCCCGGGGGCGGGGCACGUAGGGCGCGCGCGGAGGCUGGCGGUGGAGGCGCGGGGGAAGCGGAAGGGCGGGGAGGAGGGGGGCGCGGAGCAGGAGGGGGGGAAGUACAAGGGCACGGUGUGCCUCCCGCAGACGAGCUUCGGCAUGCGCGCCAAUGCGAGCACGAGAGAGCCGGAAAUUCAAAAGCUAUGGGAGGAGCUAGACGUGGCGAAGACACUGCUGGAAACUAACCCUGGGGAGCCCUUCACGCUGCACGAUGGGCCGCCCUACGCCAAUGGCGACCUGCACAUCGGCCAUGCGCUCAACAAGAUACUUAAAGACUUCAUCAACCGCUACCAGAUGCUGCAGGGGCGCAAGGUGAAGUUCGUGCCAGGCUGGGACUGCCAUGGGCUGCCCAUCGAGCUCAAAGUGCUGCAGUCGAUGGACAGCAAGGCCAGGCAGGGUCUGACGCCCAUCAAGCUCCGGAAAAAGGCUGCCCAAUUCGCAUUGAAGACCGUGGACAAGCAGCGGGAGUCCUUCAAGCGCUACGGCGUGUGGGGCGACUGGGCGCGCCCCUACCUGACGCUGCAGCCGGCGUACGAGGCGGGGCAGGUGGGCGUGUUCGCCCGCAUGUUCCUCAACGGCCACAUCUACCGCGGCCGCAAGCCCGUGCACUGGAGCCCCUCGUCACGGACAGCCCUCGCCGAGGCUGAGCUCGAGUACCCAGACGUGCAUGUGUCUCGCAGCAUCUACACCACCUUCCCCCUGCGCUCGCUCUCCUCCUCCCUCCCCCCAUCCCUCACUCCUCUCCUGCCCUCCCUGUCGCUCACCAUCUGGACCACCACCCCGUGGACCAUCCCCGGCAACGCUGCAGUCGCUGUCAACGAUAAGAUCUCCUACUCCGUCGCUGAGAUCGGCCCUCCUGCUCCUGCUGCUGCUGCUGAUGGUGCUGAUGGUAGUGCUAGUGGUGAUGAUGCUGUUACUGCUGCUGACCCUGCUCCCCCGUCGUUUGGCAAGGGCAAGAGAAACGCCGGCUCUCUCCUCUCCUCCCUUUGCUCCACUCCGUCUGCUGACACUCCUACCACGCGCUACGUCAUCGUGGCAACAGACCUCCUCCAAUCCCUGCAGGCCACGUGGCACUGCUCCCUCACCCCAGUCGCCACCUUCCUCGGGUCCCACCUCGAGGGCUCCACCUACCAGCACCCGCUGGACGGCAGAAUCUGUCCCGUAGUGGUGGGGGGGGAUUACAUCACGACAGAAUCCGGAACGGGAUUGGUGCACACGGCGCCGGGGCACGGGCAGGAGGACUAUGCGACAGGGCUUAAGUACGGUCUAGAGUUAAUCUCCCCUGUGGACGAUGAUGGGAGGUUUACGGGCGAGGCGAAGGGGGGGGAGUUUGAGGGGCUGAGCGUGCUGGGGGAGGGCAAUGUGGCGGUGAUGGCUGCUCUGGAUAGCAACAAGUCACUGCUGCUGGAAGAGGCUUAUGAGCACAAGUACCCGUACGACUGGCGCAGCAAGCAGCCCACCAUAUUCCGCGCCACGGACCAGUGGUUCGCCUCAGUGCAGGGCUUUAAACAGGAGGCGCUGGAGGCAAUCAGGGGAGUCAACUGGUUCCCCCCUCAGGGCGAGAAGCGCAUCACAGCCAUGGUGGAGGGGCGCUCCGACUGGUGCAUCUCCAGGCAGCGCUCAUGGGGCGUGCCCAUCCCCGCCUUCUACCACGCCGAGACGGGCGAGCCGCUGCUCACUGAAGAGACCAUCACACAUGUGCAAGCCAUAGUGGCAGAGAAGGGCAGUGACGCGUGGUGGGAGAUGGAGGUGGCGGACCUCCUGCCCCCUUCCCUGUGCGACCAGGCCCCCUUGUACCGCAAGGGCACCGACACCAUGGACGUGUGGUUCGACUCAGGCUCCUCCUGGGCCACUGUGCUCAACGGUGCCUCUGCCUCCGCCUCGGCCUCCAGCUCCGGCUCAGAUACCAGGGGUGCUGUUUCUGAAAGCGCAUCGGGUGCUGAGUCUAAGACACUGAUUUCCGAGUCCCAGGGGCUCAACUUCCCCGCGGACCUGUAUCUGGAGGGCAGCGACCAGCACCGCGGAUGGUUCCAAAGCUCGCUGCUCACGGGCGUGGCGGCGGCCGGCACUGCUCCGUACAAGGCGGUGCUGACGCACGGGUUUGUGCUGGACGAGAGGGGCAUGAAGAUGAGCAAGUCCGUGGGGAACGUGGUGGAUCCGCUGACAGUCAUCAACGGGGGGAAGAACCAGAAGACGGAGCCAGCCUAUGGAGCAGACGUGCUGCGGCUGUGGGUGGCGUCAGUGGACUACUCGGGGGACGUGGUGAUCGGGCCCAACAUAGUGAAGCAGAUGGGGGAUGUCUACCGGAAGCUCAGGGGCACGCUGCGGUUCAUGCUGGGCAACCUGCACGACUAUGAGCCCUCGGAAGCAGUCCCCUAUGUGCAGCUCCCAGCUCUGGACCGCUACGCCCUGCGCCGCUUGGCGGAUGUGAUGGGGGAGGUGCAGCAGAGCUACGAGGACUUCCAGUUCUACCGCUUCUACCAGCUCAUCCAGCGCUUUGCAGUCGUGGACCUUUCAAACUUCUACUUUGAUGUCUGCAAAGACAGGCUCUAUGUGGGCGGCCAGGGCUACCUCACAAGAAGGGCGUGCCAGACGGUGCUAGCCCACCACCUCUCCGCCUUCCUAGCAGCCAUUGCCCCCGUGCUGCCCCACAUGGCUGAGGACGCCUGGCAGAACCUUCCCAACAACUUCCCCCGGCCGUCCCCCUCCGUCUUCCAAAUGCCGUGGCCGAAGCCGGAAGCUGAUUGGCUGUCGUUCGGCGAUGCUGACCUGGCGACAUGGGGCACACUCAUCGAGCUGCGCUCCGAGGUCAACAAGGUGAUGGAGCGCGCACGCAUGGGCAAGCUCAUCGGCGCCAAUCUCGACGCAGCCGUGUACCUGCACACGCCCAGCGCCUCCCUCGCCUCCACCCUCCUAGCACUCUCCGACUCCCCUGCUUCCGGCAACGGAGCAGCAGCCACAGGAGAGGCAGCAGCAGCAGCAGCAGCAGCAGCGGAGGGGGUUCAGACCUCAGGGGCAAAGGGAGCAGAGGAGCUUCAAGCCGUGGACAACCUUCGCACCGUCUUCCUCUCCUCGCAGGUCCACAUCCUCCCCUCUGAGUCCGACCUCGCCCCUCUGGGUCUCGACUUUUCAUCAGACGUGGAGGUGCAGUGGGGGGGGGAGCCCACACGUGUGCUGGUGGGAGUGGGCAGGGCAGACGGCAGCAAGUGCGAGCGCUGCUGGAACUACUCUGAGCGGGUUGGGUCGUUUGCAGAGCACCCCACCCUGUGCUCCCGCUGCCAUGCCGUUGUGGCUGACCUUGUUGUCAUGGCGUGAGGCAGAGGCUGCUCUCACACAGAGAUGACAACGCAACAGCGGAUCUUCAUGCCUGCGCUAUUGGCUGUAGACUGGUUGGUUAGUUAGCAGACAAUACUUGAACGAUCCUGCAAGGUUGUUCUUUACAAAUCUGGCAUCAGCGCUUUUCAGAAAGUGCAUGGUAGUGCAGGGCACCACUCGUCGUCACAUGAUAGGAAUGGCAGUGCGAAGUAGAUCGCUUGAGCAAGAAAUAACAUGAACCUGUGCACGUGCCUAGAUUGCACGCGCCUAGAUUGCACGUGCCUAGAUUGCAAAACUGCUUCACCACCGUAUAUCUGGCAUCAGCAAUAUUCAGCUGGUGCAUGGUAGAACAGUGCACUACA
Molecule: messenger RNA, 4275 nt
Organism: Closterium sp. NIES-67
Lineage: Eukaryota; Viridiplantae; Streptophyta; Zygnematophyceae; Desmidiales; Closteriaceae
Source: the annotation of a GenBank genome assembly